Molecule: messenger RNA, 1968 nt
Organism: Trichoderma harzianum CBS 226.95
Lineage: Eukaryota; Fungi; Ascomycota; Sordariomycetes; Hypocreales; Hypocreaceae
Exons: 2
Coding region: 427-1527 (366 amino acids)
Source: RefSeq, a predicted model, not a curated record
CAACGAUUUGCAGCCACAAAAGAACCAACACGCUGCAAAGAGACGCUGUGCCACUGACUGGAGUGACAUUGGCAUAAGGCUGCAGUCAAAGGCGAAGCUUGCCAGAGAUCCGAACGCCUUGGCCCACCAAAAGCACCAGAAAAGGGUGGCGUGAAACGUCCCGGUGACAUGCACCUUCGACCUCGAACCUCAAACCUCAAACAUCAUCGCAUUCAACCUUCAACCUUUCCAUCCUCCUGCGAUUCCGCCAGCUUCGCAUCGCCUGCGCCAUUCAACUUUUAACAUCUACGAUUCAAAGAUCUAGGUCUGUCUAGAGUCCAGAUCUGAGAUUUGCGCUCUUGAUUCUAUCAAGCUUGCCCAUCAAGCUCGCAGCUCUUCGCAGCUCUCCCACCUUGGCCCUGUCGCAACUCCCAAAAGACGACCACCAUGUCGGACACGGCAAUGGCGUUGGCCAAUUUGCCUCCUCCCGAGUCCAACCCUGAGACUCCGUCGGAGAUGCCCGGCACGCCCACGAGCACCACCACGUCUCUGUCGGCCCUGUCGACGACCGCCAUCAAGGACGGCCAUCGCGGCCAUUUCCACACGGGCCUCUUCAGCCGCGGCCACCAGCACAACCCUUCCGCCACCAGCCUCGAGGCUGAGCGCGCCGACCGCAUCUCGCGCCUCGCCGGGCUCGAGCGGGUGUCGACGCUGCGAGCGCCCCAGCAGACGCCUAGCACCGGCCGCGCCUCGUCUCUGUCGCCUCAGACGACGCCGACGUCGACAGCAGGCUUUCCGCCCAACUACCCGCUGACGCAGCACCUGACCCCCGCCUACUUCGACAGCAAUGGCCAGCCCGUUGCCGUGACCAAGAUGAGCACCGUCGGUACCGCUAGUGCUACCGAGAGCCAUCCUAGAACGAUUGGCGACCGCGACGAGGACAUCCUGAGCACCGACACAAACUACCGCGAGGCUGGGUCCGUCACAAGCACUGGCGUCGACCACGAUGCUAUGGACGAGGAUCUCGAGGGCCUCGGCGGCCACUCGACCGGCUUCGAGGACCGUAUGAGCGACGACGGCUCGUCUCUCGUCGGCUUUGGCGAAGGCGCCGGCAGCACCGUCUCCGGGCCCAUCUACCACCGACGUCCGGCUCCCGGCGCCGCAUAUCAAUGGGGUCUCGAGCGGACCAACUCGGGCAUGAGCGACGCUAGACGAGAUAGAGACUCGUAUAUGUCGGCAAGCGGCGGUGACACGCCGAUGAGCGCCGCAGCCAUCCAGGAGCGCCAGCAUGCUCGCAUGAUGGAUGGCGUGGCCACGGACGGGCCGCCCACGAACCCAAUCACCCCAGACCAGGACGUCUUCGUCGACACAACCUUCAGAGGACCGGUUCCCGUAGGCCGCCAGCCUGGUAGGGAAACCGCAGAGAGGAUCGUACAACGACUGGAUAGCGGCGAGUCCAGGGCGGGACCAUCGGGAAUGGGCAGCCCAGGUCGGGGAGGCGACAAGCUGGGCAAAUUCUACUUUGAAACUGACAAACGGGAUGAUUAACGAGGGAGACGGAGAGCGUUUAUCAUCUUUCUAUCACUCUUCGAGUUUAUGUAUGAUUCUGAUUUCUUUUCUUUUUUUCAGACUGGGAAUUCGGGCAGGCAAUCGGCAAAGGACACACAGCACCGCAGAUAAUUUCGGUCUACGGCGGUAAACAAAUACUAUGGAAGGGGGGCGUUGUAACACCACUUCUAUUCUUUCUUCUUCCUUUGCCCCCCUUCCUUUCUUAUUCGUGUAUCCAUUUUCUUCUUCCCUUUUCACGUUUUGCUAGGAGUCACGUUUGAUGUGUUUGACGGAUCGGGAAUUUGCUUGCUGGGAUUUGGUAGCUUUGGGAUUGAUCAAGGUAUUUCGGCUGAGCCGGGACGCUCUCCUACGUAUACGCACUACCUAGGAUGGAAUAAGAAACAUAUUGAUAAUUAAAAGCAUCAGGCUAUCUAUGUGAAC